UGCCCGGAAUCCGGGAGGUGGCGAGCGGAGCCCGGGUGGGGUGGACGUGACCGCGCCGGCCGCUGGCCACGCUCGGGUGUCCCCGGAGCUGGUGCCGCGCGGCUGGCGGCGCGCACACCCCGCUCCUCGUCACCUCUCCAGCUCCCCCGCACCUCGCGGGUCCCCCUUCCAGCCCCCGCCCCGCACCCCCACCUCGCGGGCGGGCGGCGCCGCUCUCGGCCUUUUUUGGGCGUCUCCUCCUCCGCGCCGCGGACCCGCUGGCGGCCGAGGGAGUCCGAGGCGACCCCGGGCUCGGCGUGAGCAGCCACCAUGACCGGAAGCAACAUGUCCGACGCCCUGGCCAACGCAGUGUGCCAGCGCUGCCAGGCCCGCUUCGCCCUCACUGAGCGCAUUGUCAACAGCAACGGGGAGCUGUACCACGAGCACUGCUUCGUGUGUGCCCAGUGCUUCCGGCCGUUCCCUGAGGGGCUCUUCUAUGAGUUCGAAGGCCGGAAGUACUGUGAACACGACUUCCAAAUGCUGUUUGCUCCGUGCUGCGCAUCCUGCGGCGAGUUCAUCAUCGGCCGCGUCAUCAAGGCCAUGAACAACAACUGGCACCCAGGGUGCUUCCGCUGUGAGCUGUGUGAUGUGGAGCUGGCUGACCUGGGCUUCGUGAAGAAUGCGGGCAGGCACCUCUGCCGGCCUUGCCACAACCGUGAGAAGGCCAAGGGCCUGGGCAAAUACAUCUGUCAGCGGUGCCACCUGGUCAUUGAUGAGCAGCCCCUCAUGUUCAGGAAUGACGCCUACCACCCGGACCACUUCAGCUGCACCCAUUGUGGGAAGGAGCUGACUGCCGAGGCUCGUGAACUGAAGGGUGAGCUCUACUGCUUGCCCUGCCACGACAAGAUGGGCGUCCCCAUCUGCGGGGCCUGCCGCCGACCCAUCGAGGGCCGCGUGGUCAAUGCGCUGGGCAAGCAGUGGCAUGUGGAGCAUUUUGUCUGUGCCAAGUGUGAGAAGCCAUUCCUGGGGCACCGGCACUAUGAGAAGAAGGGCCUGGCCUACUGUGAGACCCACUACAACCAGCUCUUUGGGGACGUCUGCUACACCUGCAGCCGCGUCAUAGAGGGUGACGUGGUGUCGGCCCUCAACAAGGCCUGGUGUGUGAGCUGCUUCUCCUGCUCCACCUGCAACAGCAAGCUCACCCUGAAGAACAAGUUUGUGGAGUUCGACAUGAAGCCCGUGUGUAAGAAGUGCUACGAGAGGUUCCCGCUGGAGCUGAAGAAGCGGCUGAAGAAGCUGUCAGAGCUGACCUCCCGCAAGGCCCAGCCCAAGGCUAUGGACCUCAACUCUGCCUGACAGCCAUCCGCCUGCACAGCUCUCCCUCCUCCCUCUCCCAGGGCCUCGCCUUUGCCCCUCUGCUGGCUUCCCUCUCUGUCACCUCCCACUCUGCUUCUGCUCUCUGAGGCCUCGUGUCCUCUUUUCCUCCGCAGAUCCCUCCCCUCUGCUCUGCUCAUCAUUUCCUCUUUCUGUGUCCCUGCUCUCCUUUGUCCCAGAGCCUCUCUUUUUCUUCCUUCUAUGCAGGGGCAGGGGACAGAGGCAGGGGCCUGACAGCCACGUCCACCUGUGCCCACAGCUUCAGCCCACAGUCCUCCAGGGACAGGAGCAAAUCAGGUCCUGGGGUCCCCCGCCCCUGUGUAGACAACAGUCCCAACCUGUCCUGUCCUGACCUGUCCCUCCCCAGAGGAGCCUGAUGGCACACUCUCCCGUGGGAGCCUCCACCCCACAGUGGUCCCACUGUAUGCAUGUGGCACCUGAGAUGCCCAUGGCCAGGGCCACACAGUCAGAGGCCUAUGGGAGCCACUCUUCAAUCCUUAGCCACUCACUCAGCCAAGAUCGCUGUGCCCAAACUGGGCCGGCAAGUCCUGCUCUCCCACCACAAACUGGCUGGAGCAGCCAGGACCCCACUCCCCCUGUCACUCACUAGGCCUUCCUAAAGUCCUGCCUUGGCUGCCCGACCCUAGCCCACUGCAGUUCCCUCUCCCCUGCUGCAGGGCCUGCAUCCAGCCUCUGGGCAUGGCCAGGGACCAGGGGGCAGUGGGGUCGGGUGGCUCAUCCUCACCUCGUCCAGGGAGGACACUUCCUCCAUGGCCAGCGCAGACCUGGCAUUGGGGCUUAUGCUUGCACAAUGAAGGCUUAUACACACAA
This is a messenger RNA of Cynocephalus volans (Philippine flying lemur), 2184 nucleotides long. RefSeq names its product LIM zinc finger domain containing 2 (gene LIMS2). Gene Ontology annotation, biological process: cell-cell adhesion; positive regulation of substrate adhesion-dependent cell spreading; positive regulation of integrin-mediated signaling pathway. Lineage: Eukaryota; Metazoa; Chordata; Mammalia; Dermoptera; Cynocephalidae. Gene Ontology annotation, cellular component: cell-cell junction; cytoplasm; focal adhesion. The transcript is spliced from 10 exons. The coding region runs from base 310 to 1335 and encodes 341 amino acids. The record is from RefSeq and is a predicted model, not a curated record.